Rhododendron vialii is the source of this 768-nucleotide messenger RNA. RefSeq names its product glutaredoxin-C1-like. The record is from RefSeq and is a predicted model, not a curated record. The coding region runs from base 134 to 526 and encodes 130 amino acids. The transcript has a single exon. Lineage: Eukaryota; Viridiplantae; Streptophyta; Magnoliopsida; Ericales; Ericaceae.
AAGACUCCUAACUUGAUCUCUCUCUACCUACUCACUCACUAUAUCUAUAUAGUCUCUAUCCCUCCCUCCCUCCCUCCCUGUUUCACGUUAAUUUCCUUAAUUUGUUCUUUAAAAGCCACUCCCCAAAACAACAAUGCAAUAUCAGGCCGAGACAUGGGGAUACUAUCAUCACGUGCCGGCAUCCGCAGUGAGGCACAGCAUGAUGGUGGACCCGGUGGAGCGAGUGGCGAGGCUGGCGUCGGAGAGCGCGGUGGUGAUAUUCAGCGUGAGCACGUGCUGCAUGUGCCACGCCGUGAAGAGGCUCUUUUGCAGCAUGGGCGUUAGCCCUGCCGUGUACGAACUGGAUCAACACCCGAUGGGGAAAGAGAUAGAGAGGGUACUUGUCAGGCUGCUCGGAAACGCCCCCACCGUUCCCGUCGUGUUUAUCGGCGGGAAGCUAGUGGGGGCCAUGGAUAGGGUCAUGGCUUCCCAUAUUAAUGGGACCCUGGUCCCACUUCUCAAGGAAGCUGGUGCUCUCUGGCUUUGAGUUUGAGAUUCAAAAAAUUUACAUAUAGCCUAGCCAGCUAGGUUAAUUCGGUCGAGGAGGGACUAACUUAAUUUAUUUUAAUUACAUGGGAGAAAGAAAAUGGAUGGGUGCAUGAAUUGGGGGACUAGCUAGUUAUUUGUGUUUCAGGAAUGAAAGUUUUUUUCAGUAAUGUUAAGCUCAUUCUCUGUGCUGAUCGAUCGAGAGUUGAUUUUAUGCACUUAAGUGGAGGGAUUAGUUAUUAA